Molecule: messenger RNA, 998 nt
Organism: Impatiens glandulifera
Lineage: Eukaryota; Viridiplantae; Streptophyta; Magnoliopsida; Ericales; Balsaminaceae
Exons: 5
Coding region: 281-727 (148 amino acids)
Source: RefSeq, a predicted model, not a curated record
CAGCCUUAGAAACAGUUCUCCUUCCGACGCCAUUUUCGUUUCUUCAUCUUCUUCUUCUUCUUCGCCGUCGCCUUUCUCCUCCCUCUCCCUUGAUCUUAGCCUAUCUUCAGACUUCCCCUAAACCCAAGUCCCUACCUCUGGUUCGUCACCGUUUCGGCUCUUCUUCGGUGGUAGCGGUCUUCGCCGGGUGGGUCGUCUUCUAAGCAGAAUCUCUCCCGCAAGGAUAAAUCAAUAAGGAUUUGCAAUUGCAGAGAAAACCCAUUUGUUACAUUUCUAUUUCAUGGCUAAAGAAGAUAUCUUGUUAGAAAACAGGCUUCAAGAUGUCCAGUGGCUCUGUUCCCUCUCUGAAUCUGAGCUAGAUAUGCUAAUUAGUUUGAAAACCCUUCUUUUGAAACGGGCUGAUGUAAUUGGUCAUCCUGAUUUAGCUAGCAAAUGCAAUAUUAAGAUGCUAAGAGUACUUGCUUUCAUAUUAAUGGAGCAUCUUAGAGAUAACCUUGCAGAUUCAUCAUUAAUUCCAGCUUUGGAUAAGUAUUUAGAUACUUCCAACUUAUCUAAAUCCAUACUCGAUCAACAAUUUGAAGACUUGAGUAUACACGAUUUAAGGAAAUAUAUCGACAGCAGCAAACGAAAGAGAAUAAUGGAGACGCUCUUUGAAGAUCAUCAAGCUCCAACUCAGAAGAAGAAAAUGAAUAAUGCUGAAACAUCCACUCAGACAAUUAUAGAUUAGAUUUAUUCUUUGUAACUUGUAACUUGUUUGAUUCUUUGUAACUUGAUUGAUUCUUUGUUUUUUUUUAAAGAGAAACGUUUCGUUUUUUAUGCGACUUUUUGGUUUUUGGCAUCAUGUGGAGAAGCCCAAGGAUGGGAAAUGAUUAUCAAGUGGUGUGCUAGGGAUGUUCUACCCAUACCAUCUUGAUUUGGUGAUGAAGUGAAUGUGUACAUAUUUUCGAUUCCGGACAAAUCAAUUUGUUUCUAUGUUUCCAAAUAUCCGACAUAACAAU